AAAAAAAAUCUUGGCUGUGUGCGUGUGAUGGUGAAUUUCGCGUUGUAAAUUUAUUAAAAAUGUCUCUAAAAUGGACUGGGAAUCGUAGUGAAUCCGGUAUUUUGCGUAAAAGUGAAUGUAAAGAGAAGAAAGAAGAACUAUUCGUGUUCGGGUACUCGUGCAAAUUGUUCAGGGACAAUGAGAAAGCCCUGCACAUUGACCAAGGAAAGCACCUCAUUCCGUGGAUGGGGGAUGAAACAUUGAAAAUCGACAGGUAUGAUGCUCGAGGGGCCCUGCACGACCUGUCGUCGCACGAAGCCCCGUCCGGGGGCUUCGACUGGCGCGUGGAGCUCACUAAAGCGGAGCUGGAAGUGGAACAACUGUGUGACGAAGAGAGGUACCGAGCCCUGCACACGGAUGAAGAUGAGGAGGAAAUGUACAAAGAAGAGGAGCUGAAGCGUCUCCACGCAGCGGGCUACGGUCAAGUGGGCUUCAACUACGAGGCCACGCAGCAGGAGCCGGCCGCGCCCGCGGCUCCCGUGGAGGUCGAUGAACCUUUCCUGCCUACGCCUGCGUUUAAGGCACUGCUGUCGCUGGAAAUUGUCUUGCCCGAGUCCCAAAAGCAGAACGCUAUAAUCGAGAAGACGGCCAAGUUCAUAGCGUCCCAAGGUGCCCAGAUGGAGAUCUUGAUUAAGGCGAAGCAGGGAGACAACCCGCAGUUCCGCUUCCUGAAUAAAGAUGAUCCGUUGAAUCCGUACUAUGCUGCUCUCAUCGCGCUGGUCAAAGCUGGCAAGUGGCCGGAGAAGGAAGUGGAGGUUGUUGAAGAGAAACCACCAGAAACCGAAGAGUACCUACAUCCAAGUUUGGCGUCAACAGUUAUCGAGUCUGCCCCAUCAAUCCCAAGCAUCCAUUACCGACCGUCAGCCGACUGCGACUACACGAUGCUAAUAUCAAAAAUGCGGGGCGAAACCUCCCUAGAUGAGGCCUACACGCCGGAAUUGGCACCGGGCGAAGUGGCCCCGCCGGGAACUGAACCUCUGCCGCCGAGAGCGAGCGCUGAGAUCGCGCGGGCACCCGUCAUGUAUAACGCCUCGCAGCCGCCGCCUAUCAUUAAUGAUUCCUACACGCCGGAAUUAGCAUCGGGCGAAGUGGCCCCGCCGGGAACUGAACCUCUGCCGCCGAGAGCGAGCGCUGAGAUCGCGCGGGCACCAUUGAAGUAA
Messenger RNA from Ostrinia nubilalis (European corn borer), 1199 nucleotides. Its product is annotated as protein suppressor of white apricot-like. NCBI's taxonomy places the organism in Eukaryota, Metazoa, Arthropoda, Insecta, Lepidoptera, Crambidae. Gene Ontology annotation, molecular function: RNA binding. The record is from RefSeq and is a predicted model, not a curated record. Gene Ontology annotation, biological process: mRNA 5'-splice site recognition; RNA processing. The coding region runs from base 60 to 1199 and encodes 379 amino acids. The transcript is spliced from 7 exons.